CUGCCGGCCAGGCUAACUGGGAAGGCGCCGGCCUCUCGCUUUAUCUCAGGAACACCGCCGGGAAAGGGUCAGAUUUGUGCUCGGAGUGAACAGGGACAGGAGAGGUUCCUGGAGAGCGGGGGGUCGGUUCCCCGGCCGGCCCCGAGUCCUUCCACUGGUCCCGGGCGGGGGAGGGGCGCGCGGUCGGACCCGGUUAUCCAACCUGGCGGCUGGGGGCGCGCGGGGGAGCGAUCCGAGGGGGCCUGUGGGAACGAAGGGGCUUCCGGCUGGCCGUCUGCGAGGCGGCCGGGGCGCUGACCCGCUCUCCAGCUGCAGGGGCCGCGGCCGCAGGCGCGCUCCGGGACGGCUGGAAACCAGCGUGCAGGGUCACUUCCAGCCGGCCCCCCAUGUCAGUGGUCUAGGAUGGCCAGUGAAGCCACCAACAUCCCAAGCCCCGUGGUGCGCCAGAUCGACAAACAGUUUCUGAUUUGCAGUAUAUGCCUGGAACGGUACAAGAAUCCCAAGGUUCUCCCCUGUCUGCACACUUUCUGCGAGAGGUGCCUGCAGAACUACAUUCCUGCCCACAGCUUGACCCUGUCCUGCCCAGUGUGCCGCCAGACCUCCAUCCUGCCUGAGAAAGGCGUGGCCGCGCUCCAGAACAACUUCUUCAUCACAAACCUCAUGGACGUGCUGCAGCGGACGCCAGGCAGCAACGUCGAGGAGUCCUCCAUCCUGGAGACGGUGACCGCUGUGGCUGCAGGAAAGCCUCUCUCCUGCCCGAACCAUGAUGGGAAUGUGAUGGAAUUUUACUGCCAGUCCUGCGAGACCGCCAUGUGUCGUGAGUGUACGGAAGGGGAGCAUGCAGAGCACCCCACAGUCCCACUCAAGGACGUGGUAGAGCAGCACAAGGCCUCCCUCCAGGUCCAGCUGGACGCUGUCAACAAGAGGCUCCCGGAAAUAGAUUCUGCUCUUCAGUUCAUCUCAGAAAUCAUUCAUCAGUUAACGAACCAAAAGGCCAGCAUCGUGGAUGACAUCCACUCCACCUUCGACGAGCUGCAGAAGACUUUAAAUGUGCGAAAGAGCGUGCUGCUGAUGGAACUGGAAGUCAACUAUGGCCUCAAACACAAAGUGCUGCAGUCGCAGCUGGAUACCCUGCUGCAGGGCCAGGAGAGUAUCAAGAGCUGCAGCAACUUCACGGCGCAGGCGCUGCACCACGGCACGGAGACCGAGGUGCUGCUCGUCAAGAAGCAGAUGAGCGAGAAGCUCAACGAGCUGGCCGACCAGGACUUCCCGCUGCACCCGCGCGAGAACGACCAGCUGGACUUCAUCGUGGAGACCGAGGGCCUGAAGAAGUCCAUCCACAACCUCGGCACCAUCCUGACCACCAACGCCGUCGCCUCAGAGACCGUGGCCACGGGCGAGGGGCUCCGGCAGACCGUCGUGGGGCAGCCCAUGUCCGUGACCAUCACCACCAAGGACAAGGACGGCGAGCUGUGCAAGACGGGCAACGCCUACCUGACGGCGGAGCUCAGCACCCCCGACGGCAGCGUGGCGGACGGCGAGAUCCUGGACAACAAGAACGGCACGUACGAGUUCCUGUACACCGUGCAGAAGGAGGGCGACUUCACGCUCUCGCUGCGCCUGCACGACCAGCACAUCCGCGGCAGCCCCUUCAAGCUCAAGGUCGUGCGCUCGGCAGACGUGUCGCCCACCACCGAGGGCGUCAAGCGGCGCGUCAAGUCCCCGGGCAGCGGCCACGUGAAGCAGAAGGCGGUGAAGCGGCCGGCCAGCAUGUACAGCACCGGCAAGCGGAAGGAGAACCCCAUCGAGGACGACCUCAUCUUCCGCGUGGGUACCAAAGGAAGAAAUAAAGGAGAGUUUACAAAUCUUCAGGGUGUAGCUGCAUCUACAAGUGGAAAGAUAUUAAUUGCAGACAGUAACAACCAGUGUGUGCAGAUAUUUUCCAAUGACGGCCAGUUCAAAAGCCGUUUCGGCAUCCGAGGGCGCUCUCCCGGGCAGCUCCAGCGGCCCACAGGAGUUGCUGUGCACCCGAGUGGGGACAUAAUCAUUGCAGACUACGACAACAAGUGGGUUAGCAUUUUCUCUUCAGAUGGGAAGUUUAAGACAAAAAUUGGAUCAGGAAAGCUGAUGGGGCCCAAAGGAGUCUCUGUGGACCGCAACGGGCACAUAAUUGUGGUGGACAACAAGGCCUGCUGCGUGUUCAUCUUCCAGCCCAAUGGGAAAAUCGUCACCAAGUUCGGUAGCCGAGGAAAUGGGGACAGGCAGUUUGCAGGUCCCCAUUUUGCAGCCGUAAAUAGCAACAAUGAGAUUAUUGUUACAGAUUUCCAUAAUCACUCUGUCAAGGUAUUUAAUCAGGAAGGAGAGUUUAUGUUGAAGUUUGGCUCCAAUGGGGAAGGCAACGGGCAGUUUAAUGCACCAACAGGCGUAGCAGUGGAUUCCAAUGGGAACAUCAUUGUGGCGGACUGGGGAAACAGCAGGAUCCAGGUUUUUGAUGGGAGCGGAUCAUUUUUGUCCUACAUUAACACAUCUGCUGAUCCACUCUAUGGCCCCCAGGGCCUGGCCCUCACUUCAGAUGGUCAUGUGGUGGUUGCAGACUCUGGAAAUCACUGUUUCAAAGUCUACCGAUACUUACAGUAACAGCCUCCAGCUGGACACCCCUUCUAAAGGUCUUGCACUAUAAACUGGAAUGGAUUUCUUGACGUGGGACCAGAUUAUGAACCAGACUUUUCAUGCUAGAAGGAAUCUUCGGUGAACUUUCCAAGGUUAUUUCUGAAUGUAGCAAUUUAUUUAAAAACUGCUUAUCCAGUUUCCAGAAUUCAUCUUUAGGAUUUAAACAAACAAACAAACAAAAAACAUCUCUUCUGAAUCUCUGAAAGCUGCGAAGUUUUACACCUGUGAACUAUGGCUUAUAGGACAGGGAUUUAUGUAGUUCAACUAAUUUUGCAAAACAAACAGUAAAAAAAAAGGCCUAGCAUAUGUAAAGAUACUUGUUAAUCCUGUGAAUGGGCACCUUUGUGCAGAGCUUCCAAAAACAAAAUCUGUUGUGGUUAUAUACUUUUUUAAACCUAGGUCACAAGACCCAGGGAAUCUUCUAACCUCAUUUUUGCAGUACGUAUUACUCUUGUGACAUUUUUGGGUUAUCAGUGACUGCAUAGGAAUUACUUUAAGGCUGUCUUGCAAAAUCCUUUUAGCUCUGAUCAGCGGGCCUCUCAAGUUGAGCAUUUAAGAAUCAAUGCAAAUUUCCUAACCUUUCAGGGUUAGAUCAAAGAUCUCUUUGUUUGUUCUUUUCACCUCUUUCCUGUUCACCUUAUUAUCAGGAAACAAAGUCCAUUUUCAGGGAAACCUGAAAUUCCUGAUGCUUUGAAAAUUAUAUUACAAAAGCAAUGCUACCUUGUGUUGGAUGAAAAGCUCCGGAUUAACGUACUGGAAUGUUACUGAGAAAAAGCCCAUUUGAUGUGCCAUGUGUUCACGUGUCUUUCUUCUCCCACUUCAUGAAAGCUAAAGCUUUACCUCCUGCAGAAUGUCAGCACAUGUAGUAGGACACCAGUAUCCUAGGACAGAGAGCCAUAAGGAGCCCUUUGGAGGACUGAUGGUGUCAACCAAAGGCAUGUGAUUGAUUAAUGAUUUCCCCUUAGAGAACAAGUGUUACCAAAGUUCUGUUAUCUCAAGAGCAUUACAGGUAAGGGCAUGUUACGGUUAUUUAUCAUUGUUUAAUGAAUAGUAGAGGCAUUAAGGGACUAUGUAUACAUGAUUAGGGUAAGAUAGAAUGUAUAAUAUAUACGUACAUAUAUAGCUGAAUCUUUGGUGUAUUGAAAUAGGCAGCACGCUGAAAGACAGAAGCAUUAUCUAGCCCAUUCCUUUACCAAUGAAGCUUACACCUGUCCUCACGGGGCAAGCCCUAAGGCAGGUUUGAUUUUUUUGCCCAUUUUCCGGGAACAAUGACGGUGGCAUAAAAUGGCUUUCUGUGCUUUUGAAGGAAGAAAACAAAGGAGAGAAGAAAAAAAAGAUGAAAAGUUGAAAUACAUUUAAGUUAAACUAGUAUAAAUGUAUUUUGAGAACUGUUAAGAGCAAUUUGGUCAGUUGUUCACCUGUCACUGAUACUAUACAAUAAGAUUCGGUCUAUUUCCACUGUUUAAUUUUCUACUCAGUUCUACCAAAUGCAUUGUUGUGUUUGAUAUUUUCAAUAAUGACUUGGGAUCUUUUUCAGUGAAAGCACCUUAGAACUGUACUAUAAGAAAGCAUUUCCUGUACCUAUUAGUAUAUGAAUGUGAUGUUUAUUGCUUAUUAAUUUAAAAUGCAGUCAUUCUCUGUGUAGAACUUUUUAAAAUUUACAAGGGAAGUCUAGCUACUUCCAGUUCUCUGUUAAAUUUAUGAUGCCCAAAUCAAGACCUGAAAAAUUCUUUUCAGGAAGAUUAACAUUUAGGUUUAGUAAUUUUUUGAUUUAUGUAGACUUUAAAAUAUUCAAGCCUGUCGGUGAUAAAGUCAUAAAAUUUACCAAUUCUAAUUUUUAUAAUUUAAACUAAGAUACGGUUUCCUAAGGUUAGUGAAACAAGUCUUUGAAUUUAUUUUUUCUCCUUCAAUGGCAGUGAUUGGACCCAGGGCCGUUCAUACAUGCUAAGCAUGAACUCAACCACAGAGCUAUACCUGUAGACCAAGUCUUUGAACUUAAAUAUCCAUCACACUUCCAGGUAGUGGAAAUAGAAUGAUGGAUAAACAGACAAAAAUUCUUGUCCCCUUGGACUUUACUCUCUGGGGAAGAAAUUUCAUUUUGCAACUUACUAAUAUCCUACCUGAAAGAUAGGGUAGGUCCUUGAUAAUUCUUGGACUAUUUAAAAGGAAACAAUUUUAAACUGGUUAGAUUAAUUUUAGUGUAUUUUCAUGAAUAAAAAUGCAUUUCUAUGUAGAGUCUCACAGACUUUUUUCUUUUUCUUUGGUACUAGAGAUUGAACCUAGAUCUCCAUAUGUGCCAGGCAAGCGCUCUACUCACUGAGCUAUAUUCUUAGCCCUUGAUUUUAAAACUAGUUUACCUAAAGAGGCUUUUUUUCAACAUCAAAAUGUCUGUGAACUUAAAAAUUAACUUAUAAACUAAUCAGCCAUUAUAUCAUAUCAGUCUAGAUAGCUCAGUAAUAGGUUGAACAAAAAGCUAUUUUACAUGUUUACAUGUUAUAAAUUGGAAUACAAGGAUAGGUUGACUUUGAUCUGUUCCACUCUCUCUUAUUAAAACACAUGCUAUGGGCACUCCAGGAAAUACUAUAUUUUUUUCCCAAAACAUAUAUAAUUAUGUAUGGUAUAGAUAACAUUUCCCACGUGAAUACAUACGUGCGUUUACUGUAUUUCUUGGUAAGCAUAUUUUUGAGGAAAGUGCUGCUUAUAAGAUACAAAUAGACAAGAUUUAGGUGAAGUUUUGUCCCAUUCUAUAAAAUGGUUUCUGGUAAACUGAGAAGGAUAUUAAAAUAAGUGACUUUUUUCUGGGCUACCAGUAUUGUUUGAUUUCUUUGUCAAGUGUAUAGAACCUGUCAUAUAUUCAUGAUAAGUAGCGCUGAAAAGUACUCAUUCAGAUUUCUCCUGGGCACUUCUGGCAAAAUAUUGCCAGUUAGAAUUUAAAGGUCAGUAACAAGUAUUCUGUCCCGUCACAAACCUCCCCUGCUGGCCAUGGGAAGGUAGGGAGUCACGUGACUGUCCAGAAAGAAACACAUGAACAAAAAGCCUUCAUGACUCUUGGCCAUUUUUUUAACGGUAUGUAGUAUUUUGGUGAAACUUUAGUCCCUAUAACUAAACAAGUCCCCAAAUUUCCUUAUUUUCAUUUAGACUGUGACUAGAUUGAAGCUAAUAAGUAACUCUAGAUCCUUGCAACUAUUGCACACUUGGUUCCACUACUAAAUACAGGGUAUGUCCUCACAUGGAAUGAACUGGAAUAGCAGUACACUAGCAAGGAUCAAGGAGUCCUUCCACUGAAGGAGGGGUACAAAUGCUUUGGUAGUAGUAUCUUCUGGGUCAUUUUGAGGAACUAGCAAGUCAAUGUCAAAUAAGCUUGCGAAUUACUUCAAAUGAGAAAAAUGUUUUUCUACAUUUGAGCUCUAUUCCUUUCUAUUAACCAGCUGAUGAAAAGGGAGGAGUGUUUAGUUGAAGAAUCAAAAAACAAGGCAUUGCCAGAGAAGAGGAAAUAGAAACUAUUGGACCCAAACCUUAUCGAAUUCCGCUUAAAACAGAAAAAGUAAUACUAUCGCUUUCUGUGAACGUUGCAGGGUUUUAAACUUUACAAUUAUUUUAAUAUUUUUGAUAACUAGGAAUCUAGUAUUGCCAUAAAGGAAACUUAAGUGCCCAUUAAAGAUUUGUUUGAUAUAAAUAAAUAAUUUUUUGUUUUGUUUUAAAUGACAGAAAGCUACAAAUCAUGAUGCUAAGCUUAAAAACUUUUAAAGAUGAAUUGUGUGGCAGUGAUUGUGUGGUCUGUUUGUGGAGACUGUAUGAAAGCUAUUAACUAAUAUUCUAGGUUAGAUUAAUAAAUUGGCUGUUGUUCCAAUGAAUGUACAGCACUUCCACUAAUUUUUGAAAGCAACACAGCCUUAAACUCAAUUGCUUUUGCUUUAUGACAUUGGAAUGUUCUGUCAUCGUCAGAGUGUAUUCUUGUAGUAGAAUUCUUUAUGUCACUCUCAGUUCUAUAACUUUGGAUAUUCUGUAUGAUUAUGAGCAUUUUUUGCUUUGUUCGUUUCCUUUUUAGAUUUUUACAUUCCAUCUUUCUAGGUUUGUUUCAUACAUUUUGUGUAUAGAACACUAGGUCUUGUGCUCUCUGACACUGAUACUGAUAUAUUCUCAUCGUUUGUUCUUUUAUGAAUCAAAAUGCUGACUGCCUAUUUAAAGAAGAGAAUGAAUGCUGUGCAUCAAAGUGUUUGUAUGUUCGUAGCUACAUACGUACCACAGUAUUUUGGAUGCUUUAGUCUACAAUAAAACUUUAAUUCUGUCUUGAAACAUAGGAGAAACAAGAUUCAUGUGUAUAUCUUUACCAUGCACAAAAUCUCAAAUCAUUAUAAUAAAGCUUGUUUUCUCCA
Chinchilla lanigera (long-tailed chinchilla) is the source of this 7046-nucleotide messenger RNA. It is a transcript of the gene Trim2, whose product is annotated as tripartite motif containing 2. NCBI's taxonomy places the organism in Eukaryota, Metazoa, Chordata, Mammalia, Rodentia, Chinchillidae. The transcript is spliced from 12 exons. Gene Ontology annotation, biological process: proteasome-mediated ubiquitin-dependent protein catabolic process; negative regulation of translation; protein polyubiquitination. The coding region runs from base 403 to 2637 and encodes 744 amino acids. The record is from RefSeq and is a predicted model, not a curated record. Gene Ontology annotation, molecular function: translation repressor activity; protein binding; zinc ion binding.